Messenger RNA from Molossus molossus (Pallas's mastiff bat), 3061 nucleotides. RefSeq names its product MDM2 binding protein (gene MTBP). Lineage: Eukaryota; Metazoa; Chordata; Mammalia; Chiroptera; Molossidae. The transcript has 22 exons. The record is from RefSeq and is a predicted model, not a curated record. The coding region runs from base 52 to 2766 and encodes 904 amino acids. Gene Ontology annotation, biological process: regulation of protein ubiquitination; protein localization to kinetochore; traversing start control point of mitotic cell cycle. Gene Ontology annotation, cellular component: kinetochore.
CUGUUUUGAUGUGGAAUCCGAGCCCUGAAGCUGGGGCUGAGCUCGGGGAAGAUGGAUCGAUACCUGCUCCUGGUCGUCUGGGGGGAAGGAAAAGCCCCGUCGGCGGCGAGGGGGGAGGCCGAGCACCGGCCCGGGUCGUCGUCCGCCCAGGGUGCCGAGCGGCAGCCCGGCUUCACAGCAGCAAGUGUUUAUCGCCUUCUGAAAAGAAGCAUUAGUGCUUCAAUUAAUCCAGAAGACAGUACUUUCCCUGCCUGCUCGGUGGGUGGUAUACCUGGUUCUAAGAAGUGGUUCUUUGCAGUGCAGGCCAUAUGUGGAUUUUAUCAGUUUUGUAGUUCUGACUGGGAAGAGAUACAUUUUGGUAUGGAAAAAGAUGAAAUUGAAGAUGUUCUGCAAACAAAUAUCAAAGAAUGUCUGAGUGCUGUUGAGUGUUUUGAGGAAGAAGAUAGUAAUAGCAGGGACUCAUCAUUGGCUGAUCUCUAUGAAGAAUCUGCAGAAAAUUUACAUCAAUUAUCAGAUAAACUUCCUGCUCCUGGUAGAGCAAUGAUAGAUAUAAUACUGUUGCCCCCUGACAAAGAUCCUCCUAAAUUUGAAGUCUGUUUGCCUACUGUUGGAGCAUUAAAACAUUUAAAGGAAUGGUACUCAGCAAAAAUUACUAUAGCGGGAAAUCAUUGUGAAAUUAACUAUCAGAAAAUUGCAGAGUACCUUUCUGCUAAUGUAGUAUCUUUAGAGUAUCUCGGAAAUGCUGUUGACUCAAGGGAAUUAUGGAGGGGAAAGAUUCAGAUAUGGGAAAGAAAGUUUGGAUGUGCAAUCAGUUUUCCUGAAUUCUGUUUAAAGGGAGUCACACCUAAGAGUUUUAGUAUGUCUAACUUAAAUACUUGCUUUGUUGACAAAAAGAUAAUGCCAUCAAAGGAAAAGACUUGUUUGCCAAAGGUUUUCCAUUAUUACGGCCCUGCUUUAGAAUUUGUGCAGAUGAUAAAAUUAGCAGAUCUGCCCUCCUGCUACAUGUCGGACAUUGAAUUUGAGGUAGGACUGACGAAAAACGAUGCCAGGAAGAAUUCCUUGUUAUUGUUGGAGCAGAUUUCUUCUCUGUCUGCCAAGGUUGGUGCACUUUUUGUAUUGCCAUGUACUAUUAGUAACAUACUUAGUCCACCUCCUAGCCAGCUUAGUUCAAGAAAAUGGAAGGAAUACAUAGCUAAAAAGCCUAAGACAAUCAGUGUUCCAGAUGUUGAAGUGAAAGGAGAGUAUUCUAGCUAUUAUCUCUUGUUACAAGGUAAUGGCAGUAGAAAAUGCAAAGCCACACUGAUUCACUCAGCCAACCAGAUCAAUGGCUCAUUUGCCCUUAGUUUCAUUCAUGGAAAGAUGAAGGCAAGGUCAGAAGAAACCAAAUUGAGCUUUCCUUUUGACUUCCUGUCACUUCCACAUUUUUCUGGGGAGGAACUUAUACAGAGAGAGAAGCAGUUAGCUAAUGUUCAAGCUCUGGCUUUGCAAGAAUAUCUGAGAAGGAGAAAGUUGGCUGAGCAACCUGAAGUGGUUUCUGUUGAUGAACUCAAAAGUCUGUUAGCACUCUCAAGGGAGCGCUUUUUAAGUCAUUUUGAUGCUGUUAUUCCUAAAGCAACUCUAAGAAAAACAGACAAAGUCAAUACCUCCAAUAUGUUAAUUGACACAAGUCCACUGGAACCUACUUGUUCAAGUCUGGUGGAAACCAAUCCUCUGGAAUGGCCAGAAAGGCACGCUCUUCAGAAUUUGGAAACAUUUGAAAAAGCUAAACAAAAAAUGAGAGCUGGUCCAUUACCUCGUUCAUCUGAACAGCUGCUGGGCCACAAAGAGGGUGCCCGGGAUUCAAUCACGUUAUUGGAUGCUAAGGAAUUGCUGAAAUUCUUUACCUCCGAUGGAUUACCUGUUGGAGAUCUUCAGCCUUUACAGAUUCAAAAGGGGGAAAAGACUUUUGUUCUGACACCAGAACUUAGUCCUCGGAAACUUCGAGUUUUACCUUUUGAAAAAGCCUCAGUAUGUCAUUAUCAUGGAAUAGAAUACUGCUUAGACAACCGAAAAUCUUUAGAAAGAGAUGGGGGAUUUUCUGAACUUCAGUCUCGUCUUAUUCGUUAUGAAACUCAAACUACCUGCACCAGAGAGAGUUUUCCAGUGCCCGCUGUGCUGAGCCCUCUCCCAUCGCCUGUGGUCGUGUCCGAGCCUGGAAGUGUCCCAGACGGAGAAGCUUUACAGAGUGAACUCUGGGCUGAAGGAUCCCGAUUGCAAAGGAGAUCAAAAGAUCUGAACUGCCUUCACCCCAAAAGAAGACUUGUGAAAUCUGAAAGUUCAGAUUCUCUUCUUUCUCAGAUGAGUGGCAGUACAAAUCAUCACCACCGUGCAGUGACAUCUAAAAGGCCACGGGCAGAGAGAUCGUUAUCUGUGACUUCUCCGUCUGUUCUAGUUCAGAGCUCUAAAACUCCGAAAGUCACUACAAAGGCCAGUUCGGGUCAAAAAAGUGUGCAGGAACCAAAAGCACUAAGGCAGAUUAAGGAGUCAAGAUCACAGAAACAUACACGGAUGUUGAAAGAAGUGGUCACUGAAACGCUGAAGCGACACCGGAUCGCCGAGGAGCACGAGUGCUUCCCCGCCUGCAGCCAGCGCCUCUUCGAGAUCGCCAAGUUCUACCUGAAGGAUCUUAAGACUUCAAGGGGUCUGUUUCAAGAAAUGAAGAAAACUGCAAACAACAAUGCUGUACAGGUGAUUGAAUGGGUAUUGGAAAAGACAAGCAAGAAAUAACACAGAAUCAUUCUCUUUGGACAACUGUUAAUUGGGCAGAGCUACUACCUACUACUUCCUUUCUUACUUUGAACAUUAUGAACAAAUUUCAAACUUUAUUCAAAGAAUAGAUGUUACAUCUCUAAAGAAUUUCAUUGAUAUCCCCUAUUUAUGUAGUUUUGAGGAUGCUCAGUUAAUGUAUUUUAACUAUAUACAUAUUUUAUAUUUUCAUUAUAUUUUAAUUUUUAAAGUGAAUAUUUUUAUAUAUGUUUUGAAAAUUUUACUCUGGGUUAUUUAAUUAUUCCAAUAAAUAGAA